UCAAGUAUUGUAUUGUCAUGUUUAAUGUCAUGUUGCAAAUUUUACAUAUUUUCAUUGCAUUUUUGUUGGACGGCAACAGAAGUAAGCUUCUGGAGAAAGUAUUAUUCCAAGGGAUGAUUUCAGUUCAUAUUUCAAUCAGUCAGUCAACAAAAUGCUCGGAGAGUCGUAUUGUAGGAGGUGCUGAGUGCAGCAUUGAAUCAACUCCUUUCAUAGUAUCCAUCCGUUCUACUAAUCGCUUGAAACAUUAUUGUGGUGGUUCCUUGGUAUCCCCUCAGUGGGUGUUAUCAGCUGCCCACUGCUUCGACAGACCUUUGAAUCCUUGGGAUGUCACUGUCGUAGCUGGACUAUCGAAAUCCCAGAGGCAUAAAACUCAAGCAGUGCAAGCAGAAAGAAUUUUUAAUCACGAAGAAUAUGAUAACAUCAGGAUCAUCAAUGACAUUUCUUUAAUUCUUCUUGAAAGAAGAAUAAUAAUGUUUAUUAAGGUCAUAGCGCUCAUAAACUUACCAAGUAGAGGUUUAGAAGCUGACCUUUCAAAAUACUGCAAUAGAAAAUUCAUAGUAGCAGGAUGGGGUUCAACAGAAGCCUGGAUUAACAAUCCUCCUAAAUACAGUCCAUCUGGUCAUCUCAGGUGCGUUGAUAUACCCUAUAUGACAAAUACAGAAUGUGCACAGUAUUCAUAUGCUGCGCACAAUCCGAAUGUGAUUUGUACUCUGGAGCCAGGCGGAGGUAAGGAUGCUUGUCAAGGUGACUCAGGUGGUCCUUUAUUUUGUGAUUGGAUUCAGUAUGGCAUCGUUUCCUAUGGUAGUGGAUGUGCUGCACCUAAUAGACCUGGGUUUUACACAAGAGUUGAUAAAUAUUUAGAUUUUAUCGAGACAACAAUAGAAACACACAAAAGUUGUUGUCAUAGGUUAUGUAUACAAUGUUCGUUUUAUUUCCUAUCACAUGUAUUUGUGAAGAUGUAUAAAAGCCUUGUUAUUGGAAUUGAUUAGAUUUUUUCGGUCUGUUCAAGAUGAACUUUAGAUCGAAACA
This is a messenger RNA of Harmonia axyridis, 1029 nucleotides long. RefSeq names its product trypsin-like. Gene Ontology annotation, molecular function: serine-type endopeptidase activity. NCBI's taxonomy places the organism in Eukaryota, Metazoa, Arthropoda, Insecta, Coleoptera, Coccinellidae. The transcript has a single exon. The record is from RefSeq and is a predicted model, not a curated record. Bases 18 to 989 code for a protein of 323 amino acids. Gene Ontology annotation, biological process: proteolysis.